This is a messenger RNA of Microthlaspi erraticum, 444 nucleotides long. The record is from the annotation of a GenBank genome assembly. Lineage: Eukaryota; Viridiplantae; Streptophyta; Magnoliopsida; Brassicales; Brassicaceae.
AUGGAUUCUAGAGACGCCGGAGAAUCAUAUCAGAGCAAGUUCAAAGGUAUCCGACGCCGGAAAUGGGGAAAAUGGGUUUCAGAGAUUAGGGUUCCGGGAACUCGCCAACGCCUCUGGUUAGGUUCUUUCUCCACUCCCGAAGGCGCCGCCGUAGCCCAUGACGUUGCUUUUUACUGCUUGCACCGCCCUUCUUCACUCAACGACGAAGCUUUUAACUUCCCUCACUUGCUCCCACCUUCCCUCGCCUCCAACACUUCUCCUAAGUCCAUCCAAAAAGCUGCCUCCGACGCCGGCAUGGCCGUAGAUGCGGGAUACAACGUUAACAACGACGGCGGGAGCGGUGGCGGCGAAGAUAGAUCUUCAACCGCGUACAGGGAGGAAGACAGCGAACGGGAAGCGUUGAGCAUCUCCGUUUACGAUUAUUUGGAAGAAGAUCCCGUAUGA